AUGCGUACCCGCUCCAAGCCACUGUCACCGAGUUCCUAUGUGUCGCUCGAGGACAACCCUCCCCGUCGCCGUCGCACCACUCGAAGUGCUUCUGCGCAGCCACAGGAGUCGCAGGUCUCCCAGCCUACCGAGGUUGCACCUGCUCCAAAAACUCCAAAGGGGCGUCGCGGCCCAAAGAAGACCACUAAGAAGGUUGCCAAGGGCAAAAAGGUAAGUGAAUACGAAAAGCUCGAGAAUAUCUGGCAGCUGACUAGCUUCAGAAGCCCGGCCGUCCGUCAGCAAAAGCAGCUGUCGAGAUCGAACACCAAGAUGUUGAUUUGA
Molecule: messenger RNA, 321 nt
Organism: Penicillium manginii
Lineage: Eukaryota; Fungi; Ascomycota; Eurotiomycetes; Eurotiales; Aspergillaceae
Exons: 1
Coding region: 1-321 (106 amino acids)
Source: RefSeq, a predicted model, not a curated record